UGUUAGGCUAGGUGACGCGAGGUGCCGCUCGUUACAAAGGGUACGGUACAGCCAUUCAUCCAUCCAUCCAAGCCAUUAUAUUAAGGCAAUCCAAUCCAGUCUUUCUACCGCCAUUAGGGUUAGCGCCUCGUCUGUUGCGCGUCACGUUUACCAUCGAGUACGCAAACCAGCGUCCGCUUGCCGUGUUGUGAUGGAAGCGGUAAAAAAGCGGCCGCACCAAGCGAUCUCGCUUGCUACGAAAAUGAAGAUCCUUCAAGAGCUGGAUCGUGGUGACCUCUCGAAGACGGAGAUCGCAAGGAAGUUCGAUAUCCCGAAGUCUACACUCUCAAGGAUAUCAAAGGACAAAGAAAAGAUUCAAGACGCUGUAAAGCGCGGAAGCUUUGCCACCGACCGAAGGAGGAUGCGAAAGACGCCUUUUGAGGAAAUAGAGAACGUCCUUUUUCUCUGGUUUAAGCGCGCGCGAAGUGCUAAUUUCCCGAUCAGCGGCCCCAUCCUCGAAGAAAAGGCUGGAGAGAUUGCGUCUCAGUUGGGAAUAGAUAACUUCAAAAUGAGCGACGGUUGGCUCAGCCGUUUUAAAAAGCGCCACGGCCUAGUCUUUAAGACUAUUUCUGGGGAAGGUGCAGCAGUCAACAGAAACCUUUGUAGCAACUGGCAGCAGGGGCGGUUGCAGGAAAUUCUGCAAACCUUUGAAGCACGAGAUGUGUACAACGCCGACGAGCUGGGACUGUUCUACAAGGCGCUCCCGACCAAGACUCUCACCUUCAAAGGGGAAACUUGUACUGGGGGUAAGCGGAGUAAAGAGCGCAUCACAGUGCUGGUUGGUGCCAAUAUGGACGGCAGUGAUAAGUUGAGGCUGGUGGUAGUGGGAAAAGCGCAAAACCCUCGUUGUUUCAAGGGUGUGGUACUGCAAAGUCGAAGAAAGCAGCAAAGAAAAGCAGAGCGUGGAAAACUACGAGGACAAAAGAAGCAGCAGGACAACGUAUCCAGUGGGCGCCACUCCUCUGUGUGUAGUAAAGGCAUCCGGGAGCUGCCCGUCACUUAUUAUGCAAACAGAAAAGCGUGGAUGACGCAAACGAUUUUCGAAACCUGGCUGCGAGAACAGGAUGCGAGAUUUACCCGUGAGGGCAGGAAAGUUGUCUUUAUUGUAGACAACUGCCCCGCCCAUGGUGAAGUGGAUGGGCUUAAGUCCAUCAUCCUUGAGUUCAUGCCACCGAACGCAACUGCAGUAAUCCAGCCAAUGAACCAAGGCGUUAUUCAGAACCUGAAAGUCUACUACCGCCGCCAGCUACUCCACCGAAUGCUUCUUUGUGCAGACAGCGGGAAAGAUUAUAGUGUGAACUUGCUUUCGGCACUUCACAUGCUGACCUAUGCCUGGGAGCAAGUUAAAGUCUCAACCGUGCACAGAUGCUUUCACCACGCUGGCUUCGCAAGACAAGAAGUCAUUCCAGAGGAGGAAGGGGAUACUGCUGAUGCUGAUGCGGCUGAUGCUGACAUCCUUUUCGGUCAGCUGGUAUCUUCCACUUCUUUCACACGACAAGAUUAUGAAACGUUAGAUGCAAACGUCACCACGUGUCGUGAAGAGAGCAUUGAAGAGCUGGUAGCUGAAGUUCAAGGUGAGGAGGCCUCAAGCUCCAGUGAAGAUGACGUGGAAUGCAAUGACCCCGGUCCUGCUGCAGUGCCAGACUGCACAGCGAGGGAGGCUGUUGCUCUCUUGCAGCGCUACUUUGAAUCUGAAGGCUGUGCGGAAUUUCUGCGCAACCUCCAAGGCAUGCACACCUACUUCGUCAAAAAGCGAUUACAAAAUGCAAAACAAACUACCAUUACCUCUUUUUUCUAGUCAGCUACAUUAGCUGGACAUCAUGCUUGUGAAAUAAAGUCAUAUUUCACUCA
Molecule: messenger RNA, 1890 nt
Organism: Ixodes scapularis (black-legged tick)
Lineage: Eukaryota; Metazoa; Arthropoda; Arachnida; Ixodida; Ixodidae
Product: tigger transposable element-derived protein 4-like
Exons: 1
Coding region: 191-1837 (548 amino acids)
Cellular component (GO): nucleus
Molecular function (GO): DNA binding
Source: RefSeq, a predicted model, not a curated record